CGCUCCCACGGAAACACGUGCCGCAAGAACUCGGCUCAGUCUUUCUAAGAGGUUGUCCCCAGGGCAGGGUCCCCCUCCCCCCCCUUGGAAGUGCAUCUGUGAUCCUCCUCGGAAGAGCGGGCAGCAGCAGCAGCAGCAGCACAGCCCCUCUUGGGCGGAGCUCGCCUCUUCCCUCCUCAUCAGCGUCGCCCGCCCUGGAGUGGAGAAGAGGACCGGGGGAGCUGAAGGCGAGGCGCAUGGGGCUGCUGGCUGCACUUUGCCCGUCGUCGAGCUGCCCACUGAGCGCCGCCUGAAUCCUUCUCCUCCUCCUCCUCCUCCUCCUCCUCACCAUGAGCUUCCCGCGGCCCCUGCGCCGAUCCGUGAGCCUGAACCCAACCCGGACCCUGAGGCUGGUGGUGCUGGGACAAGGCGCGGUGGGGAAAACAGCUUUGACAGUGAGAUUCAUUACCAGGCGAUUUAUUGGGGAUUAUGAUCCUACUCUCGAGAUGAUUUACAGGCACACAGCUGUCAUCGAUGGCGAGAUGGUGCAUUUUGAAAUCCUUGACACAGCAGGACAGGAGGAAGACUCUCUACAAAUUGAAGAGAAGAUCAAGUGGGGAGAUGGUUUUGUGGUGGUGUACUCUGUUACUGACAGAUGUAGCUUUGAUGAAGUCAUGCGACUCUGUUUCCUUAUCAACCACAUCCAUUCCAGCCCAAAGCGGAGCAGUGGGAGUGAACAGCCACCAGUGGUGAUUGUUGGAAACAAGAAAGACCUGCAGUUUGACCGGAUGGUGUCCUCUGAGGAUGGGGAGAACCUCUCCAAGGCCCUGAAGCAUCCUUUCUAUGAGAUCUCUACCAGGGACAACUAUGAGGAGACUGUUACCAUUUUCAACACCUUGUACAAUGAGCUGAUGAAGCAAGGACAUUUUUCCCCAGGGUCCUUCAAGAGGCGAACGGUGUCUAAAUUAAUAGAAAAGAUCCCAAAGAUGCAUGCCAACUCGACUCCGGCCACAAGUGGCAGGAGCCUGAGCUUCAAUUCUUUCAGAGACUACAUCCCAGAGUGAACUUUGGCACAGGCAAUGUGCAGUGCUGAAUGAUGCAUGGAGGGACCAGAUGAAGCUAGCAAGGGCUGCAGAGCUGGGAACACUGCAAGUCCAGAGGCCUGUACAUAGUUAGGAAAGGGUUUUUUCCCCUACCCACCUCUAACACAGGAAGUCAGAGGGAGAUCCUGGGCUGAUUAAGAGCAAGGGGCUAGCAGUGCAAUCGCUAUAUGAGAAUCUGCUGGAUCAGAUCACAUGUCCAGCUAGUCCAGGUUCCUGUUUCCCACAGUGGUCAGCUAGAUGGUUUCAGGAAGCCCACAAGCAGGGCAUGAGGGAAGAAGGCCCCCCUGCACUGUUUGCCCUCCCAGCAAUUUGAAUUCUGUAGCAUAUUGCCCAUUUUGCCAUCACAGUUAGUAGCUACUGAUGGACCUGUCCUCCACAAAUGUGUCUAAUCCCCUUUUAAAGGCAUGUGAGCUGGUAAACCAUCUCCACAUCUUGUGGCCGCAAAUUCCAUAAAUAUACCGGGUGCAUGCAAUUUUCUCCUUGUAUGAUUGGCCUUAUAAAUUGUGGCUGGUGGGCAACUGGGAAAUUACAUUUGCUUAGGUGGCCUCUUUGCACUAUACUUCCACUGGGCCCAAAUAUUGAACCACUUGAUGAGGCCAAGGAAUGAAGAAAAAUUAGAUGUCCUUGCAGGUCAGAACAUGAGUGUUGAGCUCAACAACAGCUCAGGCCUUGUUGAGUAUCCGCAUCUCUUAUUCUACAUAUAGUUGUGAAGAAAGGUUUAUUAAGACUUCCUCUCAUCUUUCUGACUCUGGCUAGUAGGUUGCUGAUCCCUCCCCUCCAUCAGUACAGUAUUCACAACUACUAGAACUUUAUGCAUCUAACCCCCUCCAUUCUGGAUCAAGCUAACUGGCUCACUAGCAACUGAUGCAAUAAUAUCUUACUUGUCCAGCUAAACUAAAGGACAUACAACCACAGAUGUUUAGCGUUGGCAGGGACCUUGGAGGUCUUCUAGUCCAACCCUCUGCUUAGAGAAAGAAACCAUCACAGCAUCCCUGACACAUGGCCAUCCAGCCCGUUUGGAACACUGGAUAUUUUCUUGAUUAAAGGUCUGGAUGAUGGGGAGUACCAUUUCAUGGCUGGCCUGCUAAUGAGGCAAGGUGGGGCAGCCACCUCAGGUGGCAGAUUGGCUGCCUCUACUAUACCUGCCACUUCUGGCCACCUUUCUUGGCCCACUAAUCCUCCAAACCUGUCCCAGUGGCUGUGUCGCAUGUGCGCCACCCCCCACCCCCCUUGUCAUCUUCCUGCUUCUCCCUCUGUCCUGCCCUUCCUUUCGAAAAGGCAGAGGAUGCGGACAUUGGAGUGGCAGAAAGUCACUCAAGACACUUCCUGCUCUCGGACUUGCCUGUGUCUUUUCAAAAGGCAGGGUGUGAGGUGACUGGGAUGGAGGAAAGAUUAGGGCAAGGAUGAUGACAACCAUGUACCCCACCAAAAGAGAAGUGGAGGGGAAUUGAGGGGGAGGAGGAUUGGUGGCAGGGGAGGCAAGUGAGAUCAGUGGAGGGGUUGAGAGCGAUCAGCAGGAGGAGGUGGGAGGAAUAUAGUGCAUGGUAUACUUUGCAUUUCACAUGGAUAGUAGGUAUGGGAAAUGGGCAGGAGAUGGGGCAGUGGCUCAUCACACCACCUUAGGUGUUGGGGAGGCAUGGCUUGGCUGCACCAAAUUCACAGGUUUAUAAUGACACAAGACUUCAUGGGGUGGGGGGCAAAUAAUUCAGAGAAUGGGGAAGUCCACAGAAUAGUAGAGCUAAAGUGACCAAAAAGGCAUCAAGUCAGUCCCCUGCUAUGGUGUCACAAUUUCCUCCUCUUCAAAUGUUGUAUCCAUCUUGCUGAUUUACUGUCCUUUAGCUAACUGGAGAAGCCGUGGAAUGAACUGGAGACCACCUGCAUGCAAGGCAUAUGUCUGCCACUGACCUAUUACCCCUCCCAAACUACAUAUUUCAUCGCAUCCAUUGUGCUAAUUUACUUUUCAAGGGCUCCUCAAUGCUUGCUAACCUGGGAGGAGUGAUGCCUGACUCACCAGCUCAGUCCAGUCCACCAAGACUUUUGCACCAUCUCUCAACAUUGCGCGCCAGCCUUCUGCUUGCCACCCACUUGCUUCGCAGCGUGGUAUGCAUGACUUCUGUGUGGGCAACACAAAUACACUCCUUGUGUCUCUUAACAUGCAGAUCUUGUACAUGGAAGGAUGCUCCUUAUUUCUAUCGGGAACAAUCAGAGCCAUUUGUGUUUUCUCUGGCACUUGAUCAAAACACAAGGACCAUGUUUUGUGUGUGUCCCCCACCCCCCAAUGGUAGUAAAAGGAACUGCCUUCAUGUCUAAAAAGGCAGCUUCUUUUUGAAGCUUAGUCCAUUUUCAAAUCGGAGUUAGAUGUGUUUGUUCACUUUUCUUGCUCUGAAGCUGUGUGGCUUCAAAAUUACAUUUUGUGCUGUACAAGUCUAUUAUCUUCUGUUGUUGCAUAAAAGCUGUACGCAUGCAGGGGAAAUAAGCAUAUUGUAUAGGAAGCAGAAUCUAUUUACACAAAAAAGGACAGUUAAGAGUACAGAUUUUACACCCUGGGAGACACAAAGGUAUGAUGGGAUUUAUUUAUUUUUUACUAAAAGAGAGAGAGAGAGAGAGAAACACAAAUAUGUGAAGGCCUGGACCAGAUGGUCCUGGAGAUGUGUGACUGCCACCAGGGCAGCAGCCUUGUAACCUUUUCCUCUGGUAACAUCUGAUAAAACAAAAUGCAUUAUGUAAUACUACCAUAUCCCAAGUUUCCCUGCCCAUGCUCAAGCUCACUGGUUGCUGCCUGCAGAAGCAUGGAAACUCAAGAGUGUGAUGACAGCACAUCCUGUUUUGUUUUAUGGGGAGGGGAUGGAGAAAAUGAAGCAUGCCGUCAACAUAUGGCUUCCGUGGCAUCCAGUUCUAGCCCAAAAUGGAGGGAUCUACAGUUCCAGCAGUCUUUCAGCUUCUGUCUAGAUUUUCCCAUGCUAUGUGAUACCAACAUUUGACUAUGUAGCUGUUGCCCAGUAAUCCUCCUACCCCAGGGCUAGAAAACAACUGGGAUGUGAGAAAAUGUUCCUAAGAUCAGUUAAUGUGGAUUGACUGAUUAGUUAAUUGUCAUGUAAUUUUAAUUACUGUUUUAUUCACAGCAAUGGAGAGAUUGUACCCUGACAAAAGUGUGGAAUAUAACUUCUUUCCAAAGAACAUUUCAGGAAUGGACAAGAAUUGUGUCUUUGACAAUUGAGGGGAAUUAGAAUGUGCUAAAAUAGUCCAGAGCUGAGAGAGUACUGACUAUCAAGGGAUACUCCCUAGGGCAUGGCAGCAGGGGCCACUUAUCCUGUCCUCAGUGGACUGGUAAAUUCUGUGGUAUCUGCCUGUGGUCCACUCAGGUCUCCUGCCCAUCUGUCUUGCAGACUUCCAAGGCCAAAAGCCGCAUUUCUGCUAGGAGCAAUGCUCGCUUGGUUGUAUUGGCCUUUCCAGAUACUUCUUGCCACAGCCACACUGAAGUGCCAAGAUAGGAGCCCAGAAAGCUCCGGUGCCACCAAGUCCAUAGAUGAGCAGGGUAUGCUACAGAACCGCUGCUGUCAUGUCUUCGAACCAGAGCUUGGUAGUGUUGGAACCUUGUUUCUUGAAAGUUACUUCUACGGAAUAGGAACAUAUGAACAUAGGAGACUGCCAUAUACUGAGUCAGACCAUUGGUCUAUCUAGCUCAGUAUUGUCUUCACAGACUGGCAGUGGCUUCUCCAGGGUUGCAGGCAGGAAUCUCUCUCAGCCCUAUCUUGGAGAUGCUGCCAGGGAGGGAACUUGAAACCUUCUGCUCUUCCCAGAGCGGCUUCAUCCCCUGAGGGGAAGAUCUUGCAGUGCUCACACAUCAAGUCUCCCAUUCAGAUGCAACCAGGGCAGACCCUGCUUAGCUAUGGGGACAAGUCAUGCUUGCUACCACAAGACCAGCUCUCCUCCUCCAAAUGUGAAUGUUCGAAUGUUACUGCAUUUCCGAAUGAACACUCUCCGAAUGUUACUGCAUUUGUCACUGGCCCUCACAUGCUUGAAUAAGCCAGAGGAACUGACUGGUCCUCUUACUUCCCAAGAGUGACAUUUCCAUGUGUCAUCUUUGACAUGUGAUUCCUACGCAUCUGGGAAACUGCCCUUUGCAAGUUGAAGAGAGUAGCUUCCUGGGCUCCUGGUGAGAUGCUGUAGCACCCAACCAAGAAUGGGAGGAACUCUCCUGGGAAAAGACAGAUACAAUUUUGCCCAGGAUGUAUGUCCCUGUGGUCACGACAGGAAGCCAGCUGUAUGGAUAGCAGCCUGCAGUGGCUGCUCUCAGCCAUGUGGUCUGGCAGAGGCUGGUGACUCUGGGUUGUAAAUACUGGAAGUGCUGAGACAGCACAUGCAGAGCCCAGAAUCUGAGCUGUCUGAACAUGCUGUCAGCCUGACAGUAACAUUCAAGCUUACCUUGAAGCAAACCUCUACUGUUGUUUUUUUUAAUUUCAAAAGGGGGCAUUGUCACAGUGAACCCAUUUGACAAAAUUCUUUCCUUUCAUUACUACUGACAUCCAAGGUUGUUAAACGUUUUCCUUUGAUUUAUCUUCUGGCAUUUUCAACUUAUUUUACCCAAUAACAAUGCCCUAGAUAAAAGCUUGGCCUUUUCCCUCCUCUUAAAUUAACGCCAUUCAGCUUUGCACUGUGUAGACAUCUCUAGGGAACAGAUAAAUGAAAUUAAAACCUCUUCAAAGGGAACCCUUUAAAAGAUACAAUCAUAAAUCCAGGGCUCUGUAAAAUGGAGGGAAAACUCAGCCAGAGUUGUUUUCUUUCAAGUAGCCUGGCUCUACUGGGUGUGUCACAGCUGUUUUUCAGAUAGGCUUUUAAAGUGAUUUGCUUGUGUGGUAAAAUACUCUAUUGUGGGCCAUUGUCUCAUUUAAGGAUCCUUCCAUUCUGGGGCAAGUUUUCCAAGCUUAUUUGCAUUUCCAUGGGAGAAAGAUGUGACUGUUGAUUUGCAUUUCCAUUGGAGAAAGAUGUGACUGUUGGGUCUCUCUCUCUCACACACAUACAGACACACAAGCGUUUUCUAGCGGAAAGGGAGUUGUCAAGAUUUUGUGUAUUCAUGAGGAUUUUUAUUGAAGGCUUGUUCACUGAUAUGUGUCUUCAUCACCUUUUCUUAUCCAAGGGGCCAGCAAACACAGUCCCUUAAAGAGCAAAUCUAUGUACUUGUAUUGCUUUAUAGAAACACAUUACAGUGACUGAAAAGCAUAGUAUUCCUCCUGAUACCAUAAUUUAAUGAAUUCUGUUGAACCUGCCAUAGACCAAACACUUGCUGGGAAGUGUGCAUGCAGUGAAAUAUAGACUGGAAUAAUUUUUCUUCAGAUGUUGAUUCACAUAAGAUGUUAUAAAAAGUAAGCAAAUUAUUUCCUUUUUCAGCCCUUUAUUUAAAACAUCUCAUAGUCACAAAAUUCCACAACAGUAGCACUGAAAGCAUCACAUCUAUGGCAGCAUUCACAAAUACAUAUGGAUAAACAAUGGAUUAUAAUGUAAUGUGAUGUAACCUGCUAGAAAAUCUGGUAAUUAUAUCAUCAGAGACAGUCUGGUAAAUAUUAUAAAUGCUUCUCUGAGGGAGGGCAGGAUGCCUCCUUGUCUUAAAGAGGCUAUUAUUAGACCACUUUUGAAGAAACCUGCAUUGGAUCCCUCAGAGUUAGCUAAUUACAGACCUGUUUUCCAAUCUCCCAUGGUUGGGCAAGGUGAUUGAGCAGGUGGUAGCCUCUCAUCUCCAGGCAGUUUUGGAUGAUGCAGACCUAUCUAGACCUAUUUCAAAGUGGCUUCCAUGUAGGCUAUGGGGUUGAGACUGUCAUGGUCACCCUGAUGGAUGGUCUCCAACUGGCUGUCAACAGAGGGAGUGUGACUCUGCUGAUCCUUUUUGAUCUCUUGGCAGCUAUUGAUACCAUCGACCAUGGUAUACUUCUGGAGAGCCUGAGGGAGGUGGGAUUGGGUGGCACAGUUUUACAGUGGUUACGUUCCUACCUCUCUGGUAGAUUUCAGAUGGUGUCACUUGGAGACUGCUGUUCUGCAAAGCGAGAACUAAAGUGUGGAGUCCCACAAGGCUCCAAACUGUCUCCAAUGCACUUUAACAUCUACAUGAAACUGCUAGGAGAGAUUAUCAAGAGGUUUGGUGCUUGGUGUUAUCAAUAUGCUGAUGACACCCAGAUUGAUUUCUCCAUGACAACCUCAUCAGGAAAUGGCAUAUCUUCUCUAAAUGCCUGCUUGGAGGUUGUAAUGGGCUGGAUGAGGGAUAACAACUGAGAUUGAAUCCAAAUAAGACGGAGGUGCUGACUGUGGGAGGUCAAAGAUGGUUCUGCCUGUUCUGGAUGGGGUUACACUCCCCCUGGAAGAACAGAAAAAUAGCUUUGGAGUGCUCCUGGACCCCAAGCUCUCCCUGGUUUCUCAGGUUGAGGCAGUGGCCAGGAGCACCUUUUAUCAUUGAUAUGACAGCUAUGUCCAUUUCUGGAGGUAAAAUACCUUAAAACAGUGGUACAUAUACUGGUAACCUCUAGACUUGACUACUGUAAUGCACUCUAUGUGGGGCUGCCUUUGUAUGUAAUCCAGAAACUACAAUUGGUACAGAAUGUGGCAGCCACAUUGGUCUCUCGGACAACUCAAAGAGACCACUUAACACUGGUUUUAAGGAACUGCAGUGGCUCUUGAUAUGUUUCCGAGAGAAAUACAAAGUGCUGGUUAUUACCUAUGAAGCCCUUAACGGCUUGGGUCCAGGGUAUUUAAGAGAGCACCUCCUUUGUCAUGAACCCUGCCACCUGUUAUGAUCUUCUGGAGAGGUUUGAUUAUGAUUGCCACCGGCUCGUCUGAUGGCGACCCAGGACCAGGAUUUCUCUCUGUGGCUGCCCCAGGGCUUUGGAAUAUGCUCCCUGCUGAAAUAAGAGCAUCUCUUUCUCUGUUUGUUUUCAGGAAGACCCUCAAGACUCACCUGUUCUCAAAGGCUUUUAAUUAGAAUUAAUUUUAAUGAUUUGUUUUCAUCAUUGUUUUAUGCUACCAUUUUUGUUUAUGUUUUAUGCUACUGUUUUAAUUGUUUUGUGUAUUUUGAUCUGUGCAGAUUUUUAAAUGUUAUUUUAAAUUUUGGACAUAUGAUGUACAUAUUUAAAUGAUGUAUACAUAUCAGGUGAUAUACAAAUAUGAUAGAUAAAUAAAUAAAUGUCCAGCUGAAUUUCAAAA
Messenger RNA from Hemicordylus capensis (graceful crag lizard), 8270 nucleotides. RefSeq names its product ras-related and estrogen-regulated growth inhibitor-like. The transcript has 4 exons. The record is from RefSeq and is a predicted model, not a curated record. Gene Ontology annotation, molecular function: GTP binding; GTPase activity. Lineage: Eukaryota; Metazoa; Chordata; Lepidosauria; Squamata; Cordylidae. The coding region runs from base 330 to 1043 and encodes 237 amino acids.